AUAAACAACUGAUCGGAAAUGAUAGGUGCUCGUUGGGUAGGCGCAGUAGGCGUGUUAUUUAGCGCCUUGUUUACUGGGGUUCUUUAGUAUAUUCUAACCAAACAUGUCCGACGAGGCUCCUUUCCCUGAAGACACUUUACUGUUUGAUCAUCAAAUAGCGGGGCAUGUGCACGGAAGUACGAAAACGAGACUGGGGCUGUUAAAGCACAAGGACGGUUCGAUCCUAAAACCCCUCGUCAGAAGCGACGAGAGGACUCUACGAGAACAGAAGUUCUACGAGCGCAUCUUCCAGUCCGACGACUGCCCUCCUGAACUCAUCGCCUUGAGAGCCUUCGUACCCAAGUACAAGGGCGUUUGGAAGACCAACAUCAACAGAGAAGAAGUGGAGUACCUCAAGCUGGACGACCUUGCUAGGGUGUUUCGGAAGCCCAGCAUCAUCGAUGUGAAGAUCGGUGCCAAGACAUACGACCCUCUGGCAAGCGAAGAGAAGGUGGCCCUAGAGACCAGCAAGUACCCCUGGAGUCAGCAGAUCGGCUUCCGCAUUUUGGGCAUGCGAGUGAGUGUUUUCGACACCACCGAGCAGAAGUACAGAGUCUACGGAAAGGACUACGGCCUGCGGCAGACUCCAGACACAGUGCUCGAAGCGUUCCAGACGUUUCUUGGGGCAUCGCAAGAGUGGUCGCCUCCCUUCCUCCCCGAGCUGAUGCUCCAGUUGGAAGACAUCCGGAGCUGGUUUGAAAACCAGAGGCUGUACGCCUUUUACUCCAGCUCCCUGCUGCUGAUGUACGACGCUCCCAACAGCGACGAGGCCCCGGGAAGGGUUCCACGGUGCGCCGCCAAGAUGAUAGACUUUGCGCACGUGUUCCCCACGGCAGAACGGGACUGCAACUACCUGAUGGGGCUGCAAAGCCUCAUGGCCUUCCUGUACAGGAUUGCCAAGGCGUAGCCCCGCUCGCAAUCGUGCUCGGUUUGUGCCCCCCGGUCGCUUCUCCAGUUGCCGCCGAAACGUUCGAUCGACUGAGCGAUUCUUUCCUCGAUUGUUGAAACGGGUCAACGGGGCGAGUUGCAGCGCGAGGGCAGGGAACCGAGAACUCGGAUUCUGCGAUGUGAUAAGAGGGGCUCUGCCUCUGCAGUAAAGGCUCGUUCACACACUUGCGACUGCUUACGACCAACCGCAUUAUUUUUUCAUCAUUGGCUCGAAAAACUUUUGGCAGUGUUAUGGGCGACCAUUUCUCAUAGAUAGUACAUACAUUUGAUCUUGCAAAUAUUGCAGAAUCUUUUCCCUAGUGAAACAUAAUUUCGGGGCAACCUCGUAGGUGGCGCCAGCAGGGUUCUCUCGUCAUAGGAUACCAGAAAAGGUUGUAAUACACUCGGUCGUAAGUAUGUGAACAAGCCUCGAGGAUUCAGUGUGCAAAUCCUGCCAGUAAGGGAAGGCGUCUUCGGCGCAACAGACGCAUCACGCUUUGCAAUAAUUGCGCUUGUGCGUUUCUUUUUCGAAACUGAGUGGAAACAUUUUUUUUAAAAUAGUCUCAAAAGAAGCAAAGUUUUUGGUGUAGUAUUGGGAAAGACGAACUGCAAAGCUUUUACGGCCCAGUAUACAAUGCGCUUUUGGCCGUGUCAAGCAAAUCGUUCCAGGUGCCCUUCUUCAGAGUCCUCACUACUUGAUAAAUAGGGGCUAGCAUUUGUUGCCCUGGAAUCGCUACUUUUGCAAUAGACCUAUUGCUAAAUUACACAAGCAACAAGGAGAAUGCAGGGAAUGGUGUUCCACGUGCCCCACGUGCUGGCGUCUGCAGCAGUAACUGUUCUAAAGCAAAAGCCUAAAACAAAUGGCAUCGUGCAUGCGCGUUCAUCAACACUUUAUUUUGGUUAUUUACUUUGAAUCUUUUAUACGGGAGGGCGUGCACGUGCGGCGCGUGGAACACCAUUCUCUGCGUUCUCCUUGAUGCUUGGGUAAUUUAGUAAUAGGUCUUUUAGAAACCGGUGACACUGCCCGCAAAAAAGGUGAUCAAAUUUUUUAUUUUUUUUUAUUUGAACAAGCGUUUAGGAGGGUGGUGGAAAAGGCGGCUCGUGUUACCAGACAAGGCCUCAUCCCCUUGUGCAGUUCGGUGGCACAGCAACAAAAAUCUGCAACUGAAUACAGGCCAACGCGCUCUUUACAAACAAAGUCACUGCGCGCACGCAGGACCGAUUUUAGCGUGGAGCGCUGCACCCUGCCAAUAGCAGGCCCACCGCAGCUGCGAGACGUCAGGGCCGCGUCUUGGUGUACGAAUUUUUAAGAUGUAAAGUGACAUUUAAUAUAUGACUAAAUAAUACAAUUACCUUAUACACUUUUACACAAUAUAUAACGUUUCUAACAUGACAGAGUUUUGUGAAUAUUUUACGCCAAAAGUAAGAGAUGCGUUUUGUUUAAAUGAUGUUAAAUUUGUAUUGUUUUGGAGCUAUGGAUCAUGCAGACAAAAACUGAGGGAGGAGGAGACUGGAGCGUGCAAAGACGUCGGAACGCCGAGCUCUGGUUGGACGGAAUAGUGGGUAGACUCGAAGCUACCUGCCUUGGUCUCCACUGCACUCGUCGAACGGAUUGGAGUGCGGAACAGACACGUUCGGCGAGUGCAGUGAAGACAAAGGCAGCUAGCUUUGAGCCUACUUACCAUAAUCAUUCCAACCAGAGCUCAACAUCCCCGCACUAUCUUGUCUCCUCUCCCUCACUUUCUGCCUGCAAUAUUAUUUCUGGGUUGGGGUUUAAUAGCUGUGAAAUUCGAUGAGCCAAUGCCAGCGACAUUCCACUCUGGCAGCUAUACUACAAUGCAGUCUGGUCAGUGUUGAUCAGACAAGCAACAGAAAACUGCCACUGGUAGGUGUUUUCAUUUAUUGUGGCCACAUUGAACUUGAAAGUGGCUUGCUUUGCUUGUGGUCCCUGAAACACUUAACCAAGAUGCAACUGUGGCCCCGAGCAAACCAAUAAAUGUCUUACUUUUCUGCCCCAGA
This is a messenger RNA of Ixodes scapularis (black-legged tick), 2985 nucleotides long. Its product is annotated as inositol polyphosphate multikinase. Gene Ontology annotation, molecular function: inositol-1,4,5-trisphosphate 3-kinase activity; inositol tetrakisphosphate kinase activity. Bases 104 to 946 code for a protein of 280 amino acids. NCBI's taxonomy places the organism in Eukaryota, Metazoa, Arthropoda, Arachnida, Ixodida, Ixodidae. The transcript has 5 exons. Gene Ontology annotation, cellular component: nucleus; cytoplasm. Gene Ontology annotation, biological process: inositol phosphate biosynthetic process. The record is from RefSeq and is a predicted model, not a curated record.